Molecule: messenger RNA, 831 nt
Organism: Williopsis jadinii
Lineage: Eukaryota; Fungi; Ascomycota; Saccharomycetes; Phaffomycetales; Wickerhamomycetaceae
Gene: KIN28
Product: TFIIH complex serine/threonine-protein kinase subunit KIN28
Exons: 3
Coding region: 1-831 (276 amino acids)
Biological process (GO): positive regulation of transcription by RNA polymerase II; protein phosphorylation
Cellular component (GO): transcription factor TFIIK complex; cytoplasm; nucleus
Molecular function (GO): RNA polymerase II CTD heptapeptide repeat kinase activity; ATP binding; cyclin-dependent protein serine/threonine kinase activity
Source: RefSeq, a predicted model, not a curated record
AUGUCAUACACUAAAGGCGAGUCCACUGCGAAGAAAGUUGGUGAGGGUACCUAUGCCGUGGUGUUUCUCGGGAAGCAGACCUCAACUGAACGGGAUAUCGCCAUAAAGGAGAUUAAGACAGGCCAGUUCAAGGACGGACUGGACAUGUCUGCCCUACGUGAGGUGAAGUAUCUUCAAGAGCUGAAACACGUCAACGUGAUUGAGCUCGUGGAUGUGUUUGAAUCAGCGAAUAACCUGAACCUGGUGCUGGAGUUCUUACCAUCUGAUUUGGAAGUGCUGAUUAAGGAUAGGACAUUAUUGUUCUCACCAGGUGACGUGAAGAGCUGGUUGUUGAUGACUUUGAGAGGUGUGCAUCAUUGUCAUAGAAACUUCAUUCUGCAUCGAGAUCUCAAGCCGUCGAAUCUGCUGUUGUCGCAGUCUGGGGAGCUGAAGAUUGCGGAUUUUGGUCUUGCGAGGUCGUUGGGCUCACCAAACGAGGAGUUCACGUCGAAUGUUGUCACUCGUUGGUAUAGGGCUCCAGAGCUUCUGCUCGGUGCGAAGCACUACGACGGUGGUGUGGAUAUCUGGGCAGUGGGGAUUAUCUUUGCGGAGUUGAUGCUUCGUGUUCCAUACCUCCCGGGAGCUGAUGAUAUUGAUCAGAUUGAUGUAACCUUCAGGGCCCUGGGCACUCCAACUGACUCGAUGUGGGAGCUUGUAUCGACCCUUCCUGGCUAUAACAACUUGACUGUUUAUCCACAGCCUACAAAGCAAGAGCUACGGAAGCGAUUCAUCGCUGCUACUGAGUCCGCACUGGACCUGAUGAACGAUGGAACUCUUCGAAAUGUCUCUUGA